CGUGAGGCUUUAUAUCCAAGCCUAAACGGAGCCAAGAAUCACAUUGUAAUACGAGGCGGCAGCCUGAGGGGCGCCCCAAAGCGACCUUGCCGACUUUCUGGACCUCAAGAUCUACAUGAAAACGAGCGACCGUAAAUACUACGCGAUGUCUGGUGGGCUGCAGUCUAGGCGGCUUCUCUUUCAUAUGGUACCUUCAAAUAUUCUAUCCCGAUGUUGGAAUGGGAGGUAUCGUGGCUAUAUAGAACACCGUGUAAGUUGUAUCACGCCGAAUAAACCAACCUAGUGGCCAACGGGGUUACUACGUCCGUUAUGCUAGAGACCGUACUGCUGCGGCUCGGCAAAGAAAGUCUGCCUUGGGCUACUGCCGCUAGAACCUCUGUCGGCAUGAGUAUGAUAUCAAUGCUCACGAUGGAGCUCGCAGGAAAUCUUGUUGACUAUCACCUCACGGACGGAGCUGUCCGGCUCGACUCUCAUAUCUUUUGGGCCGCUGCUUUGGCUUGGCUCCUGGCUGGAUUUCUCGCUCCAUUGCCUUACAACUAUAUCGUAGGACUUGAAUGUAUUUAUCACCAGGCAGAUACCUCACCUUUCGUCGGCGCUUCCAACCACCCAUUGAAUCCUGGUUUCUCCUGUCUACCAGCCAAUAUCCGCCGUCGGUAUCGACCUCCUCCAGCCGACGCGCUAAUUCGCAAGAUGAUCAAGUGGAAAUUCGCCACCAACGCGUCAAGCGUUCGCGAAACCUCAAUGCUACACACGUCGUCGCUUCUCCGAUGGAAAAGGCAGCUGCCGCAAGGCGAUUUCGUUCGCUAUCAUAUUCUGCCAACGCUCCAGCUCACGGGUUGA
This is a messenger RNA of Daldinia caldariorum, 840 nucleotides long. RefSeq lists its product as uncharacterized. The coding region runs from base 310 to 840 and encodes 176 amino acids. The record is from RefSeq and is a predicted model, not a curated record. The transcript is spliced from 2 exons. Lineage: Eukaryota; Fungi; Ascomycota; Sordariomycetes; Xylariales; Hypoxylaceae.